Molecule: messenger RNA, 3209 nt
Organism: Anastrepha obliqua
Lineage: Eukaryota; Metazoa; Arthropoda; Insecta; Diptera; Tephritidae
Gene: eco
Product: N-acetyltransferase eco
Exons: 4
Coding region: 95-2986 (963 amino acids)
Biological process (GO): mitotic sister chromatid cohesion
Cellular component (GO): chromatin; nucleus
Molecular function (GO): protein-lysine-acetyltransferase activity
Source: RefSeq, a predicted model, not a curated record
UAUACGCACGUCAGUUUCCAAUUGGCGCGUCUUUGGAUAUUAAUAUUACUAAUAUUUAGUGAAUAUUCACAUGUUUUCCGAAUAAUUUUUUUAAAUGGAGACUCCGAAAAGUGUAAGAAAACCAAAACUUACUCGCAACCCAACACCUCGACUAUCAGAACGAAAGAAAAGCUUAUUCUCUGAUAGAGAGACCAAAGAGGCGGGAAAUGAUAUGUUGGAGGGAAUCAAAUUGCUGGAGUCAUCCGAUACUAAUACGGAAAGAAAAUCCUUCAUGACAGGGAGUAGGCGCAGUAUUGAGGGCCUAUUGGAAUCAAAUUGUUCACGUGCCAUUAGUUUUCUUAAUGAUGUUUCAGGAGAUGUGAAGAACGCCGAAUGUGCGACACCUCUACGAAGAAGUCCUCGUAACAAAGGAACCAAGAAGCUAUUUCAGAAUUGCCCUUUAAAAUCCGUUAGUGGUAAAGAAAAUACCCUAAACUCAGAUGCUGAUGAGCAAUUACAAAAAAUGUUCAGCAACUCAAUGAGGAUAACGUCAAAUAAUGGCCAAAAUACAAAAAGUGAGUUACAAAAACGACACCAUGGUGAAAUAGGAGAAACCACAGGACUAAGUCCAAAUAAAAAACACCCGAGAUAUAUUUUAAAUGAUGAUGUGCUUUCUACGAUUUCAACAAAAAAAUUUUAUUCUGCAUCGCGUUCAAGUCCUGAAAUACAGAAAGUUUGCUCUAGCAUUUGGAAGGAAACUAGUACUGCAACAACGAAUAAUAAAAAUAUAUCGCCAAAAAGUCGUGGUCGCCUUGAACGUCGGGGUAUUCGACGAGUAAAUAUUAACAAAGGCGUGAAGCAUAAAAUUCGACGACCUCCUAGACAAAAUGUGUCUAAAGGAAAUAAUUACAUAGAUACACUUUCUUCUGUAAACAUAGAUCUGAUAUUAAAGAAUGUGCGUAAUGAAAACUUGAAAAAUCGUAUUGCAUUGAAACGAGAACAGCGCCAAAACAUAGAAAAGAUACAUAACAUUUUUCGCUCAUGUAAAAAUCCUAUAGAAAUGGCCCGACCACUCACUGUUUUAUCAGGCACAGAUGACACGAACAAUAACACAUCGGAUUAUGUUUUGCCUUCGAGUGCAAAUAAUCAUGAUUUUAAAAUUGUUGAGAUUGAUACAGAUUUUUCGGAUAUAGAAAGUAAUUUCGAUGAAUAUGAAGAACUAUCAAAUGCAGAGGAAGUCAUACCAAUAAUUUCUCAUCAACCUACUACUAUUGAAGCAACAAUAACUGAAAGUGAAACUGAAUCACGAGCAGCCACCUCUCCAAUCAAGCGAAAAUUUUUCAAAUCUGGUCGUUCUAAUCAUACCCCAAAAGAAGUUCGUAUUACAGAUAAUAUAAAAGCUUCCAUGUGUAAUGGGAAAUUAUCAUUGAUACAAGAAGAAAAGAAGAUAAAGAAAAAAUUAAAACGACGACCCUCAACUACCUACGAUAUCACAGAUGAACAAGCUACUGUUGAGGCGAUUUUGAAAAAUUUGGACGAUACUGCAUAUGGUGAUGUGGUAGAAGGCGAUAAUGAAAGCGGAGCCAUCAAUCAAUCUAAUUCUGAACAAGGCAAACAAAAUCAGCCUGUAGAAUCGCUUAGCAUUCAACUUGAAUCUGAGAUCGACUAUUCGCAUUUUCGUAAACGAUUACCGUACAAUACGACUGAUCCCUCAGUUAUAGAACAGCAACAUUUAUUGCUUGACUUCCUAAUCAACAAUAACAUGUGCACAGAAGAAAACUUCACUAUAUUCAUAGCAGAUCCCGACAAUCAUAAGGAGGAGGCUGCAAGAAUCGUUGAUCAGGUAUUUGUGUUGGUCAAAGAGCAAGAUUGCUUCCGACAACGGAUACCGUAUAACACGAGCGAUCCAGAAAUCGAGAUGCAGCAACAUCGAAAGCUUGACUUUCUUAUUGAGCACAAUAUAUGUACGGAAGAAAAUUUUGAUAUUUUCAUUGCAAACUACAACCAAAGACGUAAGGAGGCAGAUGAAAUAACUGCUGCUAUUCGCAAUCAAGGUGAUGAAUUAGCAUCCUUAACCAGUUUGCAAGAUGUGAGUGAACCCCCCACGAUUCAGGACAGUGUCAUUGAUAAUAAUAACGGUUAUAAAAAUACGAGCAGCUUUGGAAAUUCACAAAUACUAGAGAAAGUAAUUGAACCUACCAGACGUAUUACAGACGAAACUUCACUGCCUUUGGCAACAGCUUAUUCUGCUGCUGAGACUAGAGAAAAACUUUUCCCUAUAUUUUAUAACCAAUGGUGCAAACCUUUACAAUUGAAAUCUAAGCGAAACAUACCCCGAACAUGGAAUUUAGGUCGGGGAAGUAAUCAAUACCAAAUCGAUGCAGGGCAAAAAAAUUUUGGUGCCCAUCAGUGUAAACAGUGCGGACUUGUUUACAGCAUUCACGAGCCAGAAGAAGAGAAAUUGCAUCGCGACUUUCAUGCUUCUUUGCAUUUGCUGCGUUUUAAAGGAUGGAUUGAUGAAGAUAUUGUGGCUAUAUAUCCCGAAUGGGGUGCGGAUGGUCGUAUAUUACGUAUCACUGAAACAUCACACAAUCGACGACAUGAACGUUUAGCUGACAUAUUAAAGAUUGUCGAUAAGGAGCUGGGAUUCGCCUCCUUUGUUAUUCCACAAACCUUUGUUGCAUAUUUGGCGGUACGAAAAUUUCAAAUUGUAGGAGUAUGUUUAGUUGUGCCCCUCGAGAAAGCAAAUAAGUAUAUUAAUGUUAAUGGAACUGAUUGUUGUACCGAAGAAGAGUAUCCUGCAAAGUGUGGCAUAUCUCGUAUAUGGGUCUCCCCCCUACACAGACGUCUGCAUAUAGCAUCAAAACUUAUUCACGCGGUUCAACAAAAUACCAUAUUUGGAGAGGAGAUCUCUCUGGAUAAGAUAGCUUUCAGUGCCCCAACAGAAAAUGGGCGUAUGUUUGCUCAAAAAGUAACACAUUUAGAUAAUUUCUUAGUGUACCAGUGAGGCAAGACAUGGUAAAUCAGAUGCAAGCAAUCAAUGCAAAUGCAUGAAAAUAAUUUGUUAAUAUAUUUCAAAUUGUAGUUUUUGUUUACUGUACAAAAGAAAAAUUUGUCUUCAAUUGCCUGAAAUAAUUUUUUAAAUAUUUUUAUUUGGUGUUUAGCUUAUGUACAUUAAAACAAAAAAUUCUUUAUAAAUCAAAAUAAAAGUGAAAUGAUUGCAAAGCUCA